Messenger RNA from Aspergillus melleus, 180 nucleotides. RefSeq lists its product as uncharacterized. The record is from RefSeq and is a predicted model, not a curated record. Lineage: Eukaryota; Fungi; Ascomycota; Eurotiomycetes; Eurotiales; Aspergillaceae. The transcript has a single exon. The coding region runs from base 1 to 180 and encodes 59 amino acids.
AUGGCGACGGCAUUUAGAAAACCCAUCCAAGACUGUUACGCGACCCUCGGCGUUGCUACAAACGCAAAUUCCAAGGACAUCAACAGCGCGUACAAGAGAUUAGCUCUGAAGUACCACCCCGAUAAAGCAGGUGGAAAUGAUGCCUCGUACGAUGAAUUCCAGAAGGCAAGUGCAUCCUGA